Messenger RNA from Saccostrea cuccullata (small rock oyster), 1278 nucleotides. RefSeq names its product very low-density lipoprotein receptor-like. The record is from RefSeq and is a predicted model, not a curated record. The transcript has 7 exons. Gene Ontology annotation, molecular function: protein binding. The coding region runs from base 103 to 1119 and encodes 338 amino acids. Lineage: Eukaryota; Metazoa; Mollusca; Bivalvia; Ostreida; Ostreidae.
UUCAUAAGAGGUUUCAACUUAAAUAUGUGUUAUACUUCCCUAUUUUCGAUUCAGUCACGCGUAAGGAAAAUACCAGAUAAGUAUAUUUCGUAAACAGCAAAUAUGGCGUCUACGUAUCUUUACCUGCUACCUGUAUUCGUAAUGCUUUUAUUUUCAUUAAAGACUAGCAAAGGACAGAUCGUGUGUACAAGUAAUGAGACGGUGUGCUGGGUGACCGAUAUUACGUAUUUCUGUUUGCCGUCCCAACACAGGUGUGAUGGAGACCGGGACUGUCCGGACGGCUCAGACGAGGAAGGAUGUGGCGACGUCGUCCGAUAUUGUCAUUGUCAAUACUCAUGGGAAUGUGGGGUACAAGAUUGUAUAAGCGGUUGUCAGACCGGCUGGCAAGGUUACAAAUGCUCAUAUAAAAUAAGAAACAAACCCAGCACCCUAACACAUAUUACCACAACUACAACCAGCCAAUCAAAAGUUGACACGUCAUGUCAUUGUGAAGACCAAUCAAUGUGCGAGGAUUAUACGCGAAGCAGAUCAUGUUAUUGCCAGGAAGGUUGGACAGGAAGUCGUUGCAGCAUUAAAAUCAAGACCGCGGUCGAAGAAUCCUUGCCAAUGAUUGGUGGCGCUGUUGUGAUAUUCUUUGUCGUCAGCGCAUGCGUGAUCAUAGCUGGCUGUUAUCAGCGCGAACGAAUAAGGAGAGGGGUAAGACGUGAUGGUUGGCCUUACAGAGGAUUGACCAAUUCACAGGAAAGUAUUUCUGGAUCCGCCCCGUCUAGAUCACAUAGACUGGACUCAGCCCCGCCAUCUUAUAAUGAAGUAGUCAACCAGGGAGCACAAUGUAACCCUUCAACAGUAUUUAUAGUCCUGUCUCAGGAAAACGAAGCAUCUUCAAGCAACGGAGAAAAUUCAAAUGAACCACCGCCCCCAUCUUAUGAAUCCAUUAUCAAAGAACACGAGCGGGAAGGGAACCAGCUGCAAAGAGAACCAGUUCAAAGUGAUACAAGUAACGAACAAAGUGACUCAAACAGAGAAAGAAAUGAACUCCGUGCUCAGACUCAAAAUCAAACACAAAGUGAACUGACAAACUCAGAAAAUACCAACACAGCUGAUGUGGCCAUAAUGUAGUUAUGUUUGUUUAUUUUUUGUUUUUGCCUUUUUUGGGAACAGAACCACUUCCUACAAUCACCAUAUUACUAGUACUUUGAUGGUUCUCCUGUUCCGGACUUGAUGUUAGUUGUUAUUUCUUGUCUUAUCAUCUUGUUAUUAAAAACUGAUUUUCAGAUA